UCCGCCAGGCCCCUCCAAGCCUUUCCUCGCGCAGCCGCCGCCAAAGCCUGGAGAAGUGGAAUCUCGCCGCCGCUGCUCCCUGCGCGGGCCUCGCGGAGCCGCACUGGGCAUGCUCAGUCGCCGGAGCCAGUGCUGCUCUAAGUAGGAAGCUCGCGUGCUGCAGCCCGCAGCUGAUCCGGGUGCUCAGCGGACUGCGAGACCUGAGAGCCGGGUCCGGAGCCGAUCGAACGCCGCGCAGCGCUGGUUGAGCAUCUGUAGGGAGCUGCUGUGCUCUCCCGCCAAGCAUGCUGUGGUCGGAUCUGCCCAGCCCUGGAAGAGGAUCCUUCGCCGGAUGGAAAAUCCAUAAAAGAAAGCUCUUGUGAAGAGCUGAUUCCGCUGCCCACCGACUUAAGCACGCCCAGCCCUCUCACUGUUUCCGGAGUCCUCUGGAGUUCCUGAGUCCCCCCGCUAACACGCUGACUGUCGCUAUGGGCAGAAGGUACCCAGAGGCUCGAGGGUGUCCAAGCAGCUCAUAUUGCAAAUUAUAACCCGUUUCCUGCACCAUUGCUGACGUCCAACGAUUCAUGUCAGAAGUACUUCCAGCUGACUCAAGUGUUGGCACCUUGGCAGUGUUUAUGGCCAGCAGCGGAACCACAGACAUUGCAAACCGGAACAGCCCAGCUACACCACCGAAUACCCUCAAUCUCCGUUCCUCCCACAAUGAACUAUUAAAUGCAGAGAUCAAACACUCAGAUGCCAAGAACAGCACACCCCCCAAAUGCAGGAAAAAAUAUGCACUGACUAAUAUUCAGGCGGCCAUGGGCCUCUCAGAUCCAGCUGUACAGCCUCUGCUAGGAAACGGCUCUGCCAACAUCAAGCUGGUUAAAAAUGGGGAGAACCAGCUCCGCAAGGCUGCAGAACAGGGGCAGCAGGACCCCAACAAGAACCUCAGUCCUGCAGCCGUCAUCAACCUAACCUCCGAGAAGCUGGAGGUUAAAGAUCCCCACCCACAGGAGUCCUCAGGCUGUGAGAUUUUGCCCUCCCAACCCAGGAGAACUAAGAGCUUCCUCAAUUACUAUGCAGACCUGGAAACCUCGGCUAGAGAGCUAGGGCAGAACCUGGGCCCCUGCCAAGGGGUUGGAGAGGAGAAAGCCCAGCCUGGUCCAGGCCAGGCCCCGGUAGUCAUUGGGAAUGGUGACUUGCUGCCACAGAAACCAAACAAACCCCAGUCCAGCCCAGAGGAUGGCCAAGUAGCCACAGUAUCUUCCAGCCCAGAGACCAAGAAAGACCACCCUAAAACUGGAGCCAAAACCGACUGUGCCCUCCAUCGGAUCCAGAACCUGGCACCAAGUGAUGAAGAAUCUAGCUGGACGACACUGUCCCAAGACAGUGCCUCCCCCAGCUCCCCAGAUGAAACAGCAGAUAUCUGGAGUGAUCACUCAUUUCAGACGGAUCCGGAUUUGCCGCCUGGCUGGAAGAGAGUCAAUGACAUUGCCGGGACCUAUUACUGGCACAUCCCAACAGGGACAACUCAGUGGGAACGGCCUGUCUCCAUCCCAGCGGAUCUCCACGGCUCUAGGAAAGGGUCACUUAGCUCUGUAACGCCAUCUCCCACCCCAGAGAACGAGAAACAGCCAUGGAGUGAUUUUGCUGUUCUGAAUGGGGGAAAGAUUAAUAGUGACAUUUGGAAGGAUUUGCACGCAGCCACGGUUAACCCAGACCCCAGUUUAAAAGAGUUUGAAGGAGCAACGCUACGCUAUGCAUCCUUGAAACUCAGAAAUGCCCCUCAUGGUGAUGACGAUGAUUCUUGUAGUAUCAACAGUGACCCAGAAGCCAAGUGUUUUGCUGUGCGUUCUCUGGGCUGGGUAGAGAUGGCAGAGGAGGACCUUGCCCCCGGGAAGAGCAGUGUCGCUGUCAACAACUGCAUCCGACAGCUUUCCUACUGCAAAAACGACAUCCGGGACACAGUCGGCAUCUGGGGAGAGGGCAAAGACAUGUACCUGAGCCUGGAAAACGACAUGCUCAGCCUGGUGGACCCCAUGGACCGCUCCGUGUUACACUCCCAGCCCAUCGUGAACAUCCGAGUGUGGGGCGUGGGCCGAGACAAUGGCCGAGAGAGGGACUUUGCUUACGUGGCGAGAGACAAGGACACAAGGAUUCUGAAAUGCCAUGUGUUUCGAUGUGACACACCAGCAAAAGCCAUUGCCACAAGUCUCCACGAAAUCUGUUCUAAGAUUAUGGCUGAACGGAAGAACGCCAAAGCGCUGGCCUGCAGCUCCUUACAGGAGAGGACCAAUAUGAGUCUCGAUGUCCCUUUGCAAGUAGAUUUUCCAACACCAAAGACGGAGCUGGUGCAGAAGUUCCACGUGCAAUACCUGGGCAUGUUACCUGUAGACAGACCUGUCGGCAUGGAUACCCUGAACAGUGCCAUAGAAAAUCUCAUGAUGUCAUCUAGCAAGGAGGACUGGCCUUCAGUGAACAUGAACGUGGCCGACGCCACUGUGACAGUCAUUGGUGAAAAGAAUGAAGAGGAGGUCUUGGUGGAGUGCCGAGUGCGGUUCCUGUCCUUCAUGGGCGUCGGGAAGGACGUCCACACAUUCGCCUUCAUCAUGGACACUGGGAACCAGCGCUUUGAGUGCCAUGUGUUCUGGUGUGAGCCUAAUGCAGCCAAUGUGUCCGAAGCUGUCCAGGCUGCUUGCAUGUUGCGGUAUCAGAAGUGCUUGGUAGCCAGGCCACCUUCUCAGAAAGUCCGGCCCCCGCCCCCGCCAGCAGAUUCGGUGACCCGAAGAGUCACGACCAAUGUAAAACGAGGGGUCUUAUCUCUCAUUGACACUUUGAAACAGAAGCGGCCCGUCACUGAGACGCCCUAGCAGCCGGGUCUGAAGGAGCCCGUCACCAUUACCCAAGGAUCGGGUAGCUCCACUAAAGAAGCCGACACCUGGCCCUCUACUCAGUGUCCGAGGCUUUGUGUCCAGAGAAUUUAUCUUUAACCAGACAGUGUUAGACAAGCAUGUGACCUCGUCUUGCCGCCACCAUGUGAUAUAGAGAGGAGCAUGAUUUUUUUUUCUUCCUGUAAGUUACAUCAUGACCAGCAGAAGGUCUUCUUCUUGUCGUAAAUAUUGUGACCAGGACUCCCCGAGCACACUCACAGAAGAAUGCGGCCACACCCUUCCUAGACAACUAACACUGCAUCCUUGGACGAACUGUUCCCAAGUUCAUUUUGCUGUCCACUUGUGACCGGAUCUGUCACAGGCCACCUUGGGGUCCCUCGGCACCUUGCCCUGAUUUCGGAUCCUGAGUAACAGAUGCCGCUGAAUUGCUGUAAAACUGGGGUGACACCUUUGGGUUUUAGUUUUCCAUAAAAGUGAGCCUGUUGGUUGACAAAACUUGGCUGUUGGCGUCGGUACAGGCACCAGCCAGAGCUCUCUGACACAUGGACACCAGUUCACGUCUACAGCUGUUUGGGGUGCCGGGCAACAAAGAACUUUAAAAUUGAUAGAAAACUAAAUUUGAGGAAUUAAAGUCAAGCAAAAA
Messenger RNA from Mus pahari (shrew mouse), 3513 nucleotides. RefSeq names its product amyloid beta precursor protein binding family B member 2 (gene Apbb2). Gene Ontology annotation, molecular function: amyloid-beta binding; transcription factor binding. The coding region runs from base 564 to 2849 and encodes 761 amino acids. Gene Ontology annotation, biological process: regulation of DNA-templated transcription. Gene Ontology annotation, cellular component: cytoplasm; nucleus. The transcript is spliced from 18 exons. NCBI's taxonomy places the organism in Eukaryota, Metazoa, Chordata, Mammalia, Rodentia, Muridae. The record is from RefSeq and is a predicted model, not a curated record.